AUGUCUGACAACGUUGUCUUCCGCCAAGUCGACAUCCGCUACCUCACGACUCCAAGAGAGUCUCUUUACAAUGCUGGACCCGACUGGCAAGUGCAGCUCGUCCACUCCUGUAUCGUUGAGAACCUCCCCAACCCCCUCCUCGGCCAAUGCGGCACUCUCCCCUCCCUCUUCUACAUGCCCUGGGAGGCGGACCUUCGCUAUAGGACCAAGGACUGCGCGAUUGGUGUACACGACGAAUGUCAUCUCUGGUAAGUGGCUUUACUUAAUCGUAUCUACUAUUGUGAGUCCAGACAGAGUCUAACUGCGAAUAGGCAUGUUCACUCCGCAGCCCUCCACCACUAUCCGUAUCUCUGGCCAUUAAUUCGAGAUCCGGAGUACAAGGUCUUUCGCUUGUGGCUUUAUCGGGUGGAGCCUGAGGAGGAUAUGGGCGAGGAACCAGAUGACGGGUUGGAGAUUUGGGGGGAGGCGAGCGUUUGGGGGGAGGAGAGCGCGGAUGAGGAGGACGAGGCUGAGGAAGAAGAAGUUGUCGGGCAUGUGGUGCCAAUGAAUAUAUGGGAGGACGAGGACGAGGCUGAGGAAGAGAAAGAGGAAGAGGAGAAUGUCGAGUAUGUGGAGCCCAUGGAGACAUGUGAGGCUGAAUAG
Hymenoscyphus albidus is the source of this 642-nucleotide messenger RNA. The record is from the annotation of a GenBank genome assembly. Lineage: Eukaryota; Fungi; Ascomycota; Leotiomycetes; Helotiales; Helotiaceae.